Bufo bufo (common toad) is the source of this 5322-nucleotide messenger RNA. RefSeq names its product cilia and flagella associated protein 44 (gene CFAP44). Lineage: Eukaryota; Metazoa; Chordata; Amphibia; Anura; Bufonidae. The record is from RefSeq and is a predicted model, not a curated record. Gene Ontology annotation, molecular function: protein binding. The annotation marks the transcript as partial. The transcript has 33 exons.
UUUCUGGCCAGCCCUUCAGAUGAGAGCACAGAAGGUGCUGCUGCUGAGGCCCCACAUCCUGCAGCAGAGUCAUCCACGGAGGAAGGUGAUGUAGAAGAAGUGGAAGAGGCCGAGAAGAUCCCAGAUGACUUUUUCUAUGACUAUGACAGUAUCUGCUCGCAGCCAUACAUCUCUCCUGACUCCGGGAUCCCUAGCAGAGUGCUUCACCUUCUGCAUUCUUUUGGCUAUGACUGUACUAAACGGGCAAAUCUUCACUUGCUGGAUGACCAGACUUUGCUAUAUGUAGCUGGGGCCAUGGUCAUCAUCCUAGGACUUAAGACUCAAGAGCAACAAUAUCUGAGGAGCAGCAGUGGUCAGGGGAUUGGAGCUGUCGCGGUCCAUCCAAGCAGGAGCUAUUUUGCAGUAGCAGAAAAGGGACACAAACCGAAUAUUAUCCUGUAUGAAUUCCCAUCUCUGAAACCCUAUCGGAUCCUCAGAGGGGGCACAGAGGAAGCCUAUGCCUUCAUAGACUUCAAUCUGUCUGGAACACUUCUUGCCAGUGUGGGCAGCAGCCCUGAUUAUAUGCUGACUAUCUGGGACUGGAAGCAGGAAAAGAUUAUGCUGAGGUCCAAGGCAUUUUCCCAAGAUGUGUUUCAAGUCACCUUCUCACCAGAAAAUGAGGAGCAGCUUACUACCUGCGGGACGGGGCACAUCAGAUUCUGGAAGAUGGCCCGCACAUUCACCGGUUUGAAAUUGCAAGGAGAACUAGGAAGAUUUGGAAAGACUGCCCUAACAGACAUAGAAGGAUAUGUCGAGUUGCCGGAUGGAAAGGUGAUAUCGGGGUCAGAAUGGGGCAACAUGCUUCUCUGGGAAGGCGGUCUCAUCAAGGUGGAGAUAUGUAGAAGAGGACGAAGAGUGUGUCAUACCGGACCCAUUAACCAGUUCGUCCUGGAUGAAGGAGAACUUAUCACCAUUGGUGCUGAUGGUUUUGUCAGGGUUUGGGAUUUCGAGACAGUAGACACUGCAGACUCUGUGGAUGACACCGGCCUUUUGGAGAUGGAGCCCAUGAAUGAGCUUCUGGUUGGGAAGAACGUAAACCUGCGGUAUAUGGUGAAGACCAUGGAGGGUGACGCCCCAGUGUGGUUUGCUCAGGACGCCAGUGGAGGGAUAUGGAGGCUGGAUCUGUCCUUUUCCAAUAUAACACAAGACCCAGAAUGCCUCUUCUCCUUUCACUCCGGCAAGAUCAACGCUCUGGACGUGUCUCCUUCAACAUACCUCAUGGCCACGACGUCCCUGGACCGAUCGCUGAGGAUCUAUGACUUUGUGGGGAAGGUUCCUCUGGUGGACAUGAAGUUUAAACAAGGCGGCACCGCACUCACGUGGGCCCCUCGCAUGGUUAAUCCUAAAGGCGGCUUGUUUGCAGCGGGAUUUGAAGACGGAGUUGUCCGUAUCCUAGAGGUUUACAAUGCCACGGGCAGGAGGCUUAUGACGGGACGAAGCGGCACCAACGAUGCUGCGGUAAACCUGAGACAAGCCUUCAAACCGCACAACGCUCCCGUCACGGCUUUGGCAUACGAGCGCAACGGAGAGAUCCUCGCCACUGGGAGUAUGGACAGAACCGUCUUCUUCUUUGCCGUCGGAGACACCUAUGAACCCAUUGGAUUUGUACGUCUUCCAGGACCCGUCAGGGAGUUACACUGGUCUCCCCCCUCCCAUGAGCAGAGCACGCUGCUCGUUCUCUGUGAGAAUGGAUUUGCCGUCCAGAUCGCGGCACCUGCAGCUGAGAAAUCGGAUCCUGUCACCAGUUAUGAAAUCUCCCAUCUUCCUCUCAGUUACUUCAGGUUCAGAAGCAUCAAGUCCAAGAUGGAGAGGGAGGAGCAGCUGGAACGCAUACGGAAGAACCAAGAGCAGAAACAGAAGGAACGGGAAGCCUGGAUACAGGAACAGAAGGAGCGGGGAAUGGAGCUGUCAGAGGACGACCUGCAGCCAGGUACUGAAGAGGAGAAGCUGCCGGAGCUGUAUGUUCCAGAAGAACCCAGUCCCAUCCUGUGUGGUUUCUAUGCCAGUCCUGGGAAAUUCUGGUUAUCCCUGGACGGCUACGACUCAGGGUUCCUUUACCUCUGUACGUUUUCCGACACCAAUGGACAACCUGAGGAUCCAGCACUGAGGAAGGAUGAACCAGUGCGCGCUCUGCCAAUCAAUGACACCAGCAACAAUCCCAUCCACAAAAUCCACUUCAGCUCCAACAAGCAGCUGUUGUUCUGUGGGAUGCAGGACGGAGCCGUCCGGGUCUACCCUCUCCAGCCCAACGAUCCUUUACUGGGUUCCAUGAGCAGUUACUGGUCUCUUGGGGUCCAUGAUAACCAGUAUGGAGCCAUCCAAGCCAUCAGCUCCAGCUUUGAUAACCAGUAUCUCGCGACCUGUGGAGCUGACGGCAACAUCUUCACCUUCAGCCUCCUCUCCAUGGAGGACAUUGAGCGAGACCUGAAAGUGAAGAAAGCUAAAGUGCCUUCUCCUAGGCUCAGCCUGGAUAAAGAGAAGCCUGCGGAGGAUAUUGAGGACCCAGAUGCUUACAGCAUAGAGAACGCUAAACAGAAGCGACAGCACGACCUUCUCCUGAAGCAAGCGGAAAGUAAGAAGGCCGGCAGGAGACGGGAGCUCGAGGUGCUGAGGAAAGAGUUCAGGCAGCUCCUGAGGAAGAACGUGGAGCUACCGCAUCACAUGCAGCUCAGCAGAGUGGAGUUUGAGAUGGACCAUAGGAUCCGAGAAGAAAUGGAACGUCAGACGUCGGAGAGGAUCCGCACCGUGCUGAAGGAGCUGGCCUGGGAACAGGAGAAGCACAACAUCGGACUGAAGAAGCUGCAGGCUCGAUUCCGGGAUAAGGUGGAGUUUGAUACGGUGAUCGUCCGCGCAAUCAACACCGAGCACCAAGUGUCCACAUACCGGCUCCUGUCUCUCUCAGAGAAGUACUUUAAAGUGAAGGGGAUGAUUUUGAAGAGGAGGAUGACGCGCUACGAUCUGUAUCAGAAAGAGCCUGGCGUUGGGAAAGAGACUCGAGAGUCAGCCACUACAGGAGGAGGUGACCUUAGUGCUGUGACGCAGAAGCACAGACCACACUGGGCGGGAAGACGCAUGGAGGGACGCAUGGAACGAAUCAGGAACAUCAUCGAGAAGGCAGAAAAGGCAAAAUCCAAAAUCUCACAGAGGAAACAGGAAUGGGACCAGCUGUACAAAACUAAGCCCAGUGAGGACUAUGAGGACCCAGCAGAUGUUUUGGCCAUUACAAAUGCCAAGGAGAACAUGGGAGACUUUAAACUGAAAACAGCAAAGGAUUACACUGUCCCCGAGCACCUGCGGAUAAAUGCCGAAAGAAAGAGAUCUGAACUGGCAAUGUUAGAAAGCAUGAUACAUGAGCAGAAGUCAUCCAUGAACCGUUCCAUCAUGGCGCUCCGUGAUCUCAAGCUCGAAACCAUAGAGAAGAUGAAGAAUAUUGUACGCGAGGUAAGAGUCACCCAGGAAGCACUGGACUCAUCCAAACACCUCCCCAUCCCGAGAGUGCCUUCACUGCGCCCCGACGAGACGCCGGAGAAGAAAUUCCAGUACGACAGCGAGACUCUUCGCAGGUUCCAGCUGGAGCAAGACAACCGGGUACAGGCACCACCAGCAAUGCAGGAAGGAGGUUUUGGUGGAUUCGGUUUCGGAGAAAAACAGCAAACCACAGCGAAGCAAUCAGAGUCCCAAUCUAGACCAUCUACCACAAGCACCGCGAGAUCGUGUCGCAUCGCAUCUUCCCAAAGACGCCAUCUGCAAAGGAUGGAGCUGUCUGACCUGGAGAAAGAGGCCGUGCAGAGGGAGGAAAUUAGGAAUCUAUACAUGCAGGACAACCUCAUCAAACAGAUGAACCAGCUGGCGCGCGACUUUGACGCUGAGCUCCGCAUUGUGCGGCACAAGAAGUUGGAGCUGGAUGUCCAGAUGAAGAUGGCUGACCUGCGGCACAUCACUCUUUUCGAGGAACUUCUCCUGCUGAAGGAGUUUGAGAAGCGAGAAGACAUCUUGCAGGAGAAAGUCGGCGACCGAAUCGCGGAGCUGGAUGAGAUAAAGAGGAAGUCUGAGGAUUUUAUGCUCCAGUUGGAGGCCAAGAGAAAGGAGGUCCUGAAGCUGCAGGAGAAGGAGAAGGCUUUGCACGCCACCUUCCAGACCUCUCUGGGAGAGGGCAACAAAUUUGCCACAUUUCUCACCAAAGUAUUUAAGAAGAAGAUCAAGCGGGCAAAGAAGAAGGAAGUGCACGGAGACGAAGAGGAAGAUGAGGACAGCGAUGAAGAUACAGAUGAGGAGUCCACAUAUGAAAGUGACGAUGAGGAGUCAGAGUCUGAAGAAGGUGUUUUCGAUGAUUCUGUUUGCCCGAACAACUGUGACCCCGAAUUGUUUGACAACGUCCUGCAACUGAGAGAGAAGAGACUGGACAUUGAGGAGGCGCUGGUGGAAGAGAAGAAGGUGGUGGACAACCUGAAGAAGGAAUCUGACGCGCUAGCCAAGAAGGUUAAGAUAGUGGAAGUGAACCUGAAGACAGCGGAGGCCGAACUAGAAGCGUUCCAGCGCGAGAAGCAGCAGAAGCUCAAUCAGCUGUACGUGGUGGUACCUCUGAAGCUCCACCAGGUUGAUUACAUCAUUAAUGGAGAGAUUCCCAGUGACUUAUCUCAGGCCCUCGUCUUCACCAACAAUUCCCUGGAGAGUCUGCAGCAUCGGAUCAGGGAGCUACAGAUGGAGAAGGUGGAGCAGCGAGAACUGUAUAAAAAGGCCAAGGAGCAGCACAAGCAACUCAUCCGAGAAAGGAAAGAGAUGGAGGCCAAGAUACAGAGUCUGGAGGAGAAGUGUCGCCAGCAGAUGAUGAUGAAGUUCGGCCGACUGGUCGACCUGGAGGCUCUGCAGACCCUGUCUGUGAACACCAGCCUGGAGGAGCUGAAGAUGAAGUCCGCACAGAGGCAAGAGGAGAUGGACCGCGAGAUCGCUCAGUGGGAGAUCCAAGUCAUGGAGACCAAACGAGGCCUGAUGGAAAUCACACGGGAGCAGACGAAGAAGAUGGAGAGGCUGAACGAGCUGCUGACGGAGAAGAAGACCAUAGAGGCCAAACUGGACGCCCGGCAAACUGUGGUGGGCGAAGAAUUCCAGGGUCCGCGGAAAGCCGACAUCCAGGAGAGGCAGAAGCUCCUCGGGCUGGCCGAGAUGCAAGUCGAAGAGAUUGAGAGCCUGAAAGAGGAGAUUGUACUGCUCAGCAGGAAAGGAGGGAGCAUUCUGCCUCCUGCGCACUCACCCGCUGCCCACAGCGCAGGCGCCCUGGUCUGA